AAAAAAUGUUGCGGGGAGGUAGCCGUUGGGCUUCCCGCUUCAAAAUCUUCCUCCCCCGUCUGAAAAACGACUGCAAAACACCGCCAUUUCUCCUCACCUUCUCCUCUUCCUUCACAACCACCACUCCCACCGCCGGAACCGGUGCUGCUGACAACGACAGUUCGCAGCCGGGUCGUCCUUCUGCACCCCCUCCUAUUCAAGUCGGAUUCACCGACUCUGCCGGCAGAGGCGUGUUUGCCACUCGAAGAAUCGCUGCCGGUGAGCUCAUUCACACCGCCAAGCCCAUUGUUUGUCAUCCUUCUCUGUCUUCUCUCCACAGCGUCUGCUAUUUCUGCCUUAGAAAGCUUCUCCCCGAUCAACGACCCCUUUUCCAAAGUAACGAUGUCCAGUUUUGCAGCCAAGAGUGCCAAAACCAAUCGCAGGUUUUUCACGAGAUUGAGAGGAGAGCAGAUUGGUCAACCUUUAAUGAUUAUUGCUGGAUGCAUGGUCUUAAAUAUCCUUUGCUAGUGAAGCGGUUUGCUUGCCUUGUUAUAUCUGGAUCUUCAUCUGCAAGUAGUCUUGACAUUCUUCAGCCAGCUAGUUUAUCUUCUGAAAUGAUUUCUCUGGUGGAAAAGGAAUUCUGCUUGCUUAGAAACACUUUCCAAGAUGCAGAUAUAAACACUCAGCAGCUGGCUUUUCUGACCAAACAAUGGUAUACUGGUGUAUUGGCACGUAUACGCAUCAAUGCUUUUAGAGUUGAAUUGGCCUGUGAAUCAUAUGAAGAUCUUCUUUCUUCAGCAGCAGCUUCAGUGGAAGCAGAAGGAGCUGUAGGCAAUGCCAUUUAUAUGCUUCCAUCCUUUUAUAAUCAUGACUGUGAUCCCAAUGCCCAUAUCCUUUGGCCAGAAAAUGUGGAUGCGCGAGUGAAGGCUCUCUGUGACAUUGAAGCAGGGGAAGAGUUGAGGAUCUGCUAUAUCGAUGCUAGUAUGGAUUAUGAAGCUCGGCAAACUAUCCUCUCUAAAGGAUUUGGUUUCCAGUGCAACUGUCUUCGAUGCUCCUCCCACCACUAGGCCUUUAUGGUUUCCUUUUUUCUUCUUUGUUGUGACCAAGUAUGAAGCUGUAAGCAAAAGGAAACUGAGUGUCAAGCUCAGUGCCUUAGCGGUCCAAAAUGCUGUAUUAGUUGGGAGUUAUUUGAGUGCAGCAUCUCUACAUCUCAAGCCCAAUAAAUUUUCAUGUUUGUAGCUUAAAAGCAUUACUCUGUUUA
Coffea eugenioides is the source of this 1240-nucleotide messenger RNA. RefSeq names its product histone-lysine N-methyltransferase ATXR4. The coding region runs from base 6 to 1046 and encodes 346 amino acids. Lineage: Eukaryota; Viridiplantae; Streptophyta; Magnoliopsida; Gentianales; Rubiaceae. The transcript is spliced from 7 exons. The record is from RefSeq and is a predicted model, not a curated record. Gene Ontology annotation, cellular component: nucleus. Gene Ontology annotation, molecular function: protein binding.